This is a messenger RNA of Ostrinia furnacalis (Asian corn borer), 609 nucleotides long. Its product is annotated as mediator of RNA polymerase II transcription subunit 12-like. The record is from RefSeq and is a predicted model, not a curated record. The transcript is spliced from 2 exons. The coding region runs from base 1 to 609 and encodes 202 amino acids. NCBI's taxonomy places the organism in Eukaryota, Metazoa, Arthropoda, Insecta, Lepidoptera, Crambidae.
AUGUCUAUAUGCGAGCAAGGUGCGGCGACGUUCGCGGCCGUUCGUUACCUGCCGCAGGCCGAGCACGUGGCCUUCGCGCUCGACCUCAUGGAGAUCGCGCUCAAUGUCCACGGGCUCAUAGAGACUUGUAUACAGGUGUGUUGUUCCCCAGGCGAUGUCUAUAUGCGAGCAAGGCGCGGCGACGUUCGCGGCCGGCGCCACCACCUACCUGCCGCAGGCCGAGCACGUGGCCUUCGCGCUCGACCUCAUGGAGAUCGCGCUCAACGUCCACGGGCUCAUAGAGACUUGUAUACAGGUGUGUUGUUCCCCAAGGCGAUGUCUAUAUGCGAGCAAGGCGCGGCGACGUUCGCGGCCGGCGCCACCACCUACCUGCCGCAGGCCGAGCACGUGGCCUUCGCGCUCGACCUCAUGGAGAUCGCGCUCAACGUCCACGGGCUCAUAGAGACUUGUAUACAGAUACUAAAGGAGCUGUCAGAAGUAGAGGGCGCGCUCAGCACACGCGGUGGACCGCCGACGGGGCUGGCGGCGCCGCGCACUUAUACGUCGGCGCUCGCUCUCUAUACCGUCGGCGCUCUGAGGCGCUACCACUCGUGUUUGCUGCGUGAGUGA